CAUUGAGUUUGAGUUUCAGUGAAAUUUGGGCUCAAUUAGAGUUGCUGGUGUUUUUAUAAGAUAAAAAGUUUCGUUGUGUUGUUUAAAAUCACUUCUGGGCUUAUGGCAAGGAAUUUGAUGUCUUCAUCUGCUUCUUCAAUAUGUUUCACAGCAGAAGUUUGUUUGUUUAAAACAGGACUUGUACCAUCAUAUUUUUCUAUUUUAUGGAACUUUUUAGAAUCUCUAAACAACCUGAGGCCACACUUGUGCUCAGAAUUAUCGAUGGAUUUCACAGGAUUUAAUAAUACCAUACACUACCCCACAACUGUUCCUCUAAAGCUCUGGACAAGUGUUUAGUUACAUAGUUUUCAAACUCAGGAGUCACUCUGAAUAAAUUAAAUCAUCAUUCUGGACCUUCCUAAGUGACGGAAUGUUUAUAUUAUUUUUCACAGUAUUAUCUAAAAUGUGAAAAUAAAUAAACUAACAUUUCACUGAAGCUCAAACUUGAACUGUAACCAAUGGCCAACAUGUCUCCGUUCAGGUUAAAUGUUCCUAGUUUGGGGCCAGAUAUAAUUGGUCCUCCAAGCAACCCAAAAAAGAGAAGGAAAAAUAAUCAAGCUCCCCCCAUUCAACCACCUCCAAAUGUCCAGGAUUUAUUGCCUCCCACUCCUAGUGGAUAUGGUGAUACCAUAGUUGCUUCUAACCCCUUUGAUGACUGCCCGAGCACUUUAAGUAAUAUGGGAAUGAAUAGGGGACCGCCUAUGGGCCCCAUGGGUGGACCAAUGGGCAUGCCCCAUAACAUGGCUUGUAAUAUGGGAAUUGGACGUCCUAUGGGACCUGGGCCUAUGGGUCCGAUGGGUUCACCAAUGAUGCACAGUCCCAAUGCGAUGGGUGGCCCCAUGAUGGCCAAUGGGCCCAGAAUGGGUGGCCAUAUGGGACCAGGGCCCCAUGGACAUGGAGGCCCUCAUAUGAUGAACAGCCCUAAUGGUCCUGGAGGACCUAUGCACCCCAACAUGACUGGUCCCCCAAUGCACAGUCCAAUAGGCGGCAUGGGUCCCAUGCAAGGACCGAUGGGUCCAGGAGGUUGCGGACCCAUGGGUGGUCCGAUGGGAGGCCCCAUGAAUGGACCGAUGAACGGGGGUGGACCCCAGGGACCCCAAUCCAUGGGACCGAUGAACGGACCCAUAAGUGGACCCAUGUCCAGUCCGAUGAAUAAUCAUCCGAUGAACGGACCGAUGAAUGGCCCCAUGAACGGUCCUAUGGGAAGUCCUAUGAAUGGACCGGGGGGCCCUGGAGGUUCCAUGGGCGGCCCGCACGGAGGAGGUGGGGGACCUCAUGGUCCAGGAGGUGGAAUGGGACCGAUGAAUGGGCCCAAUGGGCCUAUUGGAAUGUUUUUAGGCCCUCCGAUGAACAAUAACAAUUUCAUGAUGUCCCCCAUGAAUAAUAUGUAUUCGAAACCCAUGCCGGUGAGCGCCGGUAAAGUGUAUCCAGUGGAUCAACCCAUGGUGUUUAAUUCACAAAACCCUAACGCACCUCCUAUUUACCCAUGUGGAGUUUGUCAUAAAGAAGUUCACGACAACGACCAAGCGAUCCUCUGCGAGAGCGGGUGUAACUUUUGGUUUCAUCGGGGCUGUACGGGCCUAACGGAGCACGCUUUCCAACUGUUAACAGCCGAAGUCUACGCGGAAUGGGUCUGCGACAAAUGCCUCUCGACCAAAAAUAUACCGUUGGUCAAGUUCAAACCUUAGUAUCCCCCUAUUUUCGUAAGGAGCGUAUAGGAGAUAAAUAGCCUGGCCAGGUUGGAGGUAUAAAACGGUCGAAGGUGGGCAAUCUUGAGAUUUUUUUUUUAAUAUAGCGUUAUUAAAAUUAUUUAUUUAAAAAAUUAUAUCUUACAAGCAAAUCAAGUCAUAACUAUUUUAUAAUAAACUUUUGUUCGUGAUUAAGAAGACUGAUACACUGUAUAAAACAAACAUUUAUUUGGAAAAAAUUCAAGACACAAUCUGCUUUGUCAUGCCAUAUUCGCAAUAAUCCCUUGACAAACGAUUCUAAUCUUAUUUUUUAACGGGCUUCACAGAGUGUUUUUUGUGUAUUUUAGCUUUAGUUUGAUUUUUGCCAUCCUUCGACCAAGUAAUCACAGUAGUUUAAUCAUGUACAUACAAUGUUUAUGAAAAAGACUUAUUUUUCCUGUAUCUAUAUUAUAAUUUGCUGGUAUACGGGGUGUCCCAAAGUCGCCGUUAUAAUAAUGAAAACUAUGCUUUACCUAUUAAAUUUCAGAUACGAACUAUUUAGUGUAAUAGUCUUUGUGAUUUAUAGGGUAUUUAAAUUUUAUAAAACUUAAAGUAAGUUGUCCAGGGACAAAUUGUCAAUUGACUGAUAUCUUUGGUUAAAAUAGUUUUACUUACAAUAACUGAUGCGAGUAGAAACCUUGGGAUAAUAAGGUAUAAAAUUUCUACGAUUAUAGUAAAUUUGUUGAAUAUUCAGUAAUGAUCACUUAUAAAUUAAGAUUAGGCCUUGAUGCAUAGGAAUUUGUUUCGAACUAGUAAUAAUUAGUAAUACUAAUGUCUGGACCACAUUAAAAUUCAAAUUUUUAACAUCUGGAUAGCACCCUGUUUAUCCUUUUAAAUUCGGCAUAGAAGAUUUAAAAUAAUGUGAUAAAACAAGGGAGUAAUCAUCUAGGCGCUCAAGAAUUAAGAGCUUAAAUUGGUCCAUAGGACAUUAUUGUGAAUAUAGAGGGUGGUUUUGUUAUUUUUUCAUAAAUAGAAGGCCCCUGUAGCUUCGUCUAUACUUAUUUUUCUUUUGAAUUUUGCUGGUAUAAUUCACAUAGUACAACUUAUGCUAGAAAUGUAUCUACAAAAAUUUAGUUCCAGGAUCGGACUAGAAUAUUUAAGUAUUUGUUUCUCUUGUAAGAAAAACCUUGUAGGAACAAAAUAGGAUAAAAAAAUAAUUUGGCACGCUCGCAGAAGUUGCUAAACAAAAAGUAUACAUUUGAAUAUGUUUUUUUAACUUCUUUUUGUAAGAAUGUGUUUUACAUGCAUACCAGUGAUUUUGCAAUAAAGUAAAUUGGUAAAAUACAAUUUUAUCAGGCUUGAACUUACAUUUUUUUACCAUGAUUUUUUUUUUACAUAACAUUUAAGUAUUUCCAAAAUAAUUCGCAUAAAGUAAUUAUGUAUUAAGUUCCCUUUUUUCUUUCUUUUUACAAAUUAAAUUAUUUUUAAAUAUCAAACCCUUACGGAUACUGAUACAAUGUGAGUAAAAAAACAUGUAAAAUUUUGUUCAAAUAGUAAAUUUUCAUAAUGCAUCCACCAGCAUUUAUACACUCUUCAGCUUGUUUAUGCAAGUUUAACAUAAUAUUUCUAACAAACGUGUUAAGGCUAACCUAAGCGUAAUAGGUAGUAACGGGAUCAAUUAAUUGUUGACUAUUUUACACUACUAUAAGCUUUUUCUUUUAAAUAACCUCACAAAAAUAGUCUACUGGGUUUAAGUCAGAGCAUCUUGGCGGCCAAGAAACCGGCCCUCCAACCAUUUGGAAAUUUAUUGUCUAGACAUUAGAUCCGCACCAAAAUGUGCUGAAAUACAUUUCUCGUAAAUUUACAUGGUGCUCUAGUAGAAAACUAGAGCUAAAAUUAUAAGGCCAGUGAGUGCAAUGAGUGAACAUUUUUAUUUGAAAGGACAGACGUGUGAACUUCGUGUACUACAAUCACGAUCUCGCGUAUUGGGCCUCAUCUAGAGAUGGGAAUACCGUUUCAAAUUAUGGCGCGGUUCCUGUAGCGACAGUUCCAAAGAAAUACCGCGAUUUAGUAACCGAUAUUUCCCGUACGGAGAGACGGCUCACGGCGGCGCUGCCACGGACCGGCGACUGUCUCCUUAAUUAAUAAACUUGUUCUUGGCUCGUUUAAAACGUACUUAACAGAAUGAGUAUAAGUGUUAAAAAAUUAUUUUUAAAAUCGUAUUUUAAAGCAAUAUUAAAUUUAAAGCUAUUUAAAAACAUUUGUAUCUAAAAUUCUUCUUACGAGCUUAUUCUAGUUUAAUAAUUUUGACUAAAAAUACCUUUAUUACUAUUACUAACAUUCCAUUUAAAACCAUUUAACAUCCCAUUUAAAAGGUUGCAUUUUUUUUGCCUCACUAGCAUAUUUAUAUUUAUAGUAUAGAGUUCAAUGAUGCCGAUACCGUGAUCCGCCAUUUGACACUUGGCGGAACCGCGAUUUUGACGUAUUUUUCCUACAAGGAAACUUUGAUGGCCCAGGCGCGAAUCGACAUCGUAGUUCCUUCGGUUCCAUAGUAACCGGUUACUUUAUAGUUGUGGAGCGCGACAAUACGUUCCUAAAAAAUACCGCGGCAAAAAUCGCGGUAUUGAAAUACCGACCCAUCUCUAGCCUCAUCAGUAAAUAGGAUUGGAGAACCUUCUAUGCGCUUGUAUCCAUUACGAAAAAAGAAACUCUAGAUACCUAAUCUCCCUCUUGUAAUCUUUGUACCUGUUGGAUAUGAUACGGGCAUACAAUUUCUUUGCGAAGCACACACCAUACAAUGAAGAAGCAACACAUGUUGGUGGUAAUCUUCAUUGAGCACCUAUUCUUCUAACAUUUGUCUUAGGAUUUUCGCGUACAAUGUCCUUUUUUUCUUCCUGGACCGCCGCUUUUCCAUUACCGUCACAAUAUCCGUAAACAAAAAUAAUAUCUGCAUAUUCAGAAUUUGAAAAUAGUGGCAUUGAUACAUAAUUCAGUAAAAUAAUUUAAAUUUAUGAAAUAAGAGCAAGGAAAGAUGAAAAAAAUUUAAAUCAUUUUAAUAUAAUUUUUUUACCAACUUCUUCGGGCGUGCUAAAUGAGUUUUUAUUUUAUUUUCUUUACAGUUUGAUGUAGUUUUAGAAGAGUUGAAACAAAUAGCACAAUUAAAUCUACAGGGUGUUUUUUAAACAUAUAUAUAUAAAUAUUCUAGUCCGAACCUAAAAUUAAAUCUUUGUAGAUACACUACUAGCUUUAGUUGUACUAAGUAAAUAUUUCUUUUGCAUCUCGCAAAUACGUUCCUUGAAUUAUCACCACAUUUAAAAAUCGUGUACUUGCCUCUAGAUCCUGAUGCCGGCAAGAGGGGUAAAUCUUAACAUGCAAGGGAUCUUUAUAUCUAAAAACGUGAAAUUUUAAUUAAUUGAUUACAAAAAAACGAAUCUGAACAUUUAAUGCCAGAUAUUUUGAAACAGCCUUUUUUUUAGUGUGAUUACUGCCUCAUUCAGUUCAAUUCAGGCUCACAACAAACAACAUGCAUACUUCUUAAUCCAAUUCUCAUUUAAUCUUUUGUCGCAAUAUUUUCCUCGGCUAUUUUCGUUUUUUACAGAAACACUCUGAUCAAAGUUUUCGAUCGUAACAACAACAAAUACGUUGUUAACACAUCAACACCUAACGACCACGAUUAACGAUUGUAUGGCAGAAUUUUAAAAAGUCAGAUGAUCUGCACGAUGUCGUCGUGCGAAUUUACCGCCUCCUAUUGGCCAUAUCGUAAUGCGUUUUUGUGUCAGAUUAUUUGAUUUAUUCUGAGCUAAUACGUGUAUAGAAGAGGUGAAAAUAAAUCAAAAACCGCAAUAAACUAAACUUGUCCUUGUGUGGACAUAAUGCGCUUUGAUAAGUUACUUCUUAUUUGUUAGAACGGUGAUUUUGGGACAGCCCCUAUAAAGCGCGGUUCUUGUUACAGUAAAACUUCUACGCUAAUAUCUGUUUAAUUUUAAUUGUACAAAACUACCUUAUAAGUAGGAAGUAAAUAAAUUAUACAGCAUAUUAUAUAUGUGCCAUUAUAAAAACUACUUUUAGGGAAUCAUUAGUAAAUUAUUUUUGAUAAAUGGUUCAUUAAUGAUUUCAAACUAUUUUAAUAUGCCCCCAAGCAAUAUGUAAUAAUGUUUAAAACAAAGGAUGCCUGGACGCAUUAAAGUCAAUUAAAAACGUAAUGUAAUGUUAAAGUAGCUGUUUUUUUAUUGUUUCAAUUUUAAUCUCAUCGAUUAGAAAAAAAGGAUAGAACAAUUAUGCUAAAAUAAUUUAAUAAUAAGCAAUUCAACUCUGAUAGAUAGUGAUAUAAUUUUAAAACUAUUAUACAUUUAGGUAUUGUUAAAUCGAUAAAAUAUCAGGUGUAAAGGCUAUUAAGAUAAACAUUGAAAUUUGCAUUGCAAUUACUUCUGAGCAGAUUUUAAGUUUAACUGUUAUAAAUUAUUUGUUUAAUAGGGACCAAUAAUAAUAUCAAACUAAUAAAUGAUACAUUUUUCUUCAGAUACAGCUUUAUGGAUGAAAAUUUCAGUUUUUAUUUUUCUAGUAGAUACCUUAUUACUGCAUUGUAAAUAUAAAUUAACGUAUAUAUAAUUAAAUUGUAUUUAUUACUUAAAUUUAUGGAUUUUGCUCUGUCUGCUCUACUAUUAUCGUUUUAAUUAUUUCGUGGUGAAAUUGAAACGUGCUUAAAUUCAUACGUAAACCACAAUGUUUUAUGACUUUUUUUUAUUUCUAGCAACGGUUGUGUAACAUUUUGUAUAAAUUAUUAUAAAUAUAUUGUACGUUCUGCAACUA
Anthonomus grandis grandis is the source of this 6515-nucleotide messenger RNA. Its product is annotated as protein pygopus-like. The record is from RefSeq and is a predicted model, not a curated record. Lineage: Eukaryota; Metazoa; Arthropoda; Insecta; Coleoptera; Curculionidae. Bases 498 to 1727 code for a protein of 409 amino acids. The transcript has 5 exons.